This is a messenger RNA of Dacryopinax primogenitus, 1528 nucleotides long. Its product is annotated as ER to Golgi transport-related protein. NCBI's taxonomy places the organism in Eukaryota, Fungi, Basidiomycota, Dacrymycetes, Dacrymycetales, Dacrymycetaceae. Gene Ontology annotation, cellular component: endoplasmic reticulum membrane; Golgi membrane; COPII-coated ER to Golgi transport vesicle. Gene Ontology annotation, biological process: retrograde vesicle-mediated transport, Golgi to endoplasmic reticulum; endoplasmic reticulum to Golgi vesicle-mediated transport. The record is from RefSeq and is a predicted model, not a curated record. The coding region runs from base 84 to 1451 and encodes 455 amino acids. The transcript is spliced from 8 exons.
GACAUUAUCAACAGUUUCCUCUCACUCUUCUUUGCUGGUAACUUCAGAAUUGACUUGGUUUACUGGGAUACGGGCUGGUCAAAAUGGCUAAGGGCGGCGUCUUCAGCCAAUUAAAGGGCCUUGAUGCCUUUGGCAAGACCAUGGAGGAUGUGAAGGUCAAGACACGGACAGGAGCAUUAUUAACUCUCAUCUCUGCAUGCAUCAUCGUGUUCUUCACUCUCAUGGAGUUUGUGGACUACCGGAGAAUACACCUCGCCACCUCGGUCGUGGUGGAUCGAAGUCGGGGGGAGAAGCUGCUGGUUAACAUGAACAUUACUUUCCCGAGGGUACCGUGCUAUUUGCUCAGCUUGGACGUCAUGGACAUAUCCGGCGAGCGCCAACACGACGUGACGCAUAACAUGCAGCGCGUCCGUCUUUCUCCACAAGGCAUCCCCAUUCCGGACGUGCUUCCCGAGUCCGGUCUCUCGAAUGAGAUAGAAAAAGUGAUCGAGGCGCGAGAAGGUGGGGAGUGCGGCUCGUGCUACGGUGGUGAUCCGCCCGCGUCGGGAUGCUGCAACACGUGCGAGGACGUCAGGGAAGCGUACAUGCGCAGAGGAUGGAGCUUCAGCAGCCCUGAGGAUAUCAAGCAGUGCGUAAAUGAAGGCUGGACGGAGAAGGUCAAGUCCCAGUCCGAGGAGGGUUGCAAUAUUUCUGGUCGCGUCCGUGUAAACAAGGUCAUUGGGAAUUUCCACUUUUCCCCCGGCAAGUCCUUCCAGACAAAUGCGAUGCACGUGCACGAUCUCGUCCCCUACUUGAAGGAUGCGAACCGCCAUGACUUUGGGCAUGAGAUACAUUACUUCGGGUUUGAGAGUGACGGGGAACAGCAGGCUGAGGUUGGCAGGCUUAGUAAAAGCAUCAAGACCAAGCUUGGGAUCGACAAGAAUCCUCUCGAUGGCUUGAGGGCACAUGUGCGUAGUCUUUCACGCAGAGAGACUAGACGUGUUCCUGGAAUGAGCUCUAACCGGCGAUCGUACCGCCCUGAACAGACGGAGAAAAGUAACUACAUGUUCCAGUACUUCCUCAAGGUUGUUUCGACAAAGUACGAGAUGCUUCGUGGAACUGUGGUCAACUCGCAUCAGUACAGCGUCACGAGUUAUGAGCGUGACCUGUCUCAGGGCGAUAAAGCCCAGCGGGACGAGCAUGGGACCAUGACGAGCCAUGGCGUGAGUGGAAUACCUGGCGCUUUCUUCAACUUCGAAAUAUCUCCCAUGGUCGUCGUGCACCAAGAGACACGGCAGUCCUUCGCUCACUUCCUGACUUCAACAUGUGCCAUUGUAGGCGGUGUCCUUACGGUCGCCGCCAUCUUCGACAGUAUGCUCUUUUCUGCCGAGCGCAAGCUGAAAAAGAGCUCCAAUUCCACCUACACCAAUGGGUCCGGGCUGAAUGGUGGUGCAUACCAGAAGGCGAUGUGAGACGAUGUCCUUUUCUGGAGGGUUUUGAAAUGACAUAGAGCCACACAUGCAUGCACUCUUAUGGGAUCCUAAUUUAC